UUUGAGUUUUUGUCAACAAAAAAGUUUUUUAAACUAAUUGUCACUGAAUUUGGUCCCAAUUUGUGUCCAUUUUAUUGAUUAUCUUUAGGUUUUUUGUGGUCAUAAUGAAAGCCAUUAUACAAAGAGUACAAAACGCGUCAGUUUAUGUGACAACUCUUGUAGUGAACGACCAGAUGGUGUCCCAAAUCGGCAGAGGUUUGUGUCUAUUGAUAGGCAUAUCACGCGAUGACACCAAAGAAGACAUGGAUUACAUGGUGCGAAAGAUAUUGAGUUUACGUAUCUUUGAUGCGGAAGACGGCAAGCGAUGGUCGGCCAGUGUUGUCGACAAGAAGUAUGAGAUCCUGAGUGUCAGUCAAUUCACGCUAUACUCGCAUCUGAAGGGAAAUAAACCGGAUUUCCAUCACGCGAUGGACACCAAGAAGUCGCAACUCUUUUACGAUUAAUUCGUGGACCAAAUGAGGAGAUCUUAUGACAAGGAUUUGAUUAAAGAUGGUGUGUUCGGAGCCCUAAUGGC
This is a messenger RNA of Oppiella nova, 514 nucleotides long. Lineage: Eukaryota; Metazoa; Arthropoda; Arachnida; Sarcoptiformes; Oppiidae. The record is from the annotation of a GenBank genome assembly.